CUGAUACGUCGAGUUAGAGCAGAAAUAUGUGAGUUUCGAUAAAGGUAACACAUGGAAUUUAAUUGAAGAUUUAAAAUGAGGGAAAUCAUUUUAUUACUGUAUCUUCUAACAGAUCAAAUAGCUUUCUCUGAAGCUACAAUAACGACAACAUGGUAUGAUUGGGGAGCAUGCAUACAAAUUUAUGGAAGUUUAGAUCAAAACUGCAGAGGUACACAGACAAGAACAGGAAUAAAAGAGGACAGUGAAGCUGAUACUUAUACACACAUUUCACAGUCACAAGGCUGUUAUCUUACAUAUGAUAAAAUUGAUGGCGGUUACACAACAUGGAGUGAAUGGGAUGAUUGCUCACAUAAAUGUAACCAAAGAACAAAUAGACGCAGAACAUGUCAUAACCCCACACCAUGCAAUGGUGGUGAAGAUUGUAGUCAGUUUGGAAGAGAUACCCUAACAAAAGAUUGCGUCAAAGACAACUUCACCGGAUAUUAUACCAGUUGUGAAGCACCUGGUAAACGAGCUGUACUUCUUAGUCUUGGUGUUGUCUCUUCAAGUGUACUGAAAUGUGCUACGAUGUGUUCACAAAUCAACAGUUGUGCAGUUUUCAAUUACCAGAACCAAGAUAAAAGAUGUGAACUCCUGUCUGUUGGAACAGACCCUUUGACUGAGGUUCCAAAGUCCGUUGCAGUCGGAUGGCAAUACUACGCCAAAUGUUACGAUGAGAAUGAAGCAUGCUUUGGAUGUUGCUUCUAACUUUACCACGUUUCUCAAUAGGAAGACAGAAACAUUAGUUUUGUUUUCAAGCAUAGUACAUUUUAAAAUACUUGCAUGAUAUAUCACCAUUAAAGAUUACUUAUUCUUAUUAUUGUUUUAAGAAAAGGGGUGAAAAACAGACGUGUUUUCUAA
Mytilus trossulus (common blue mussel) is the source of this 900-nucleotide messenger RNA. RefSeq names its product thrombospondin-1-like. The coding region runs from base 76 to 747 and encodes 223 amino acids. The record is from RefSeq and is a predicted model, not a curated record. NCBI's taxonomy places the organism in Eukaryota, Metazoa, Mollusca, Bivalvia, Mytilida, Mytilidae. The transcript has 5 exons.